This is a messenger RNA of Pseudophryne corroboree (corroboree frog), 4511 nucleotides long. Its product is annotated as oocyte zinc finger protein XlCOF7.1-like. Gene Ontology annotation, biological process: regulation of transcription by RNA polymerase II. Bases 714 to 2606 code for a protein of 630 amino acids. The record is from RefSeq and is a predicted model, not a curated record. The transcript is spliced from 8 exons. Lineage: Eukaryota; Metazoa; Chordata; Amphibia; Anura; Myobatrachidae. Gene Ontology annotation, molecular function: DNA-binding transcription factor activity, RNA polymerase II-specific; RNA polymerase II cis-regulatory region sequence-specific DNA binding.
GGCGGCCAUUUUCUUGUAGACCAGUCCGGCAGCUGAAGCAGUAAUAGGUUCCCUGGCCAUGUUGGGACGUCAGUAGCGGCGGCCAUUGUCCCCUGGUCUGAGCUCCUCCUUCCUUCUAUCAUUCCCACAAGGCAGCAGGAUCAGAGAGCAGCCAUUGCUGUGUCUGGCAGCAGGUACGCCAGUUCAGCUGACCACGAGGCAGAAGAGAAGUUCCUGGAAGCUCGAUUUGAGCAAUCCCGCACAAUUGCUGGAACCCAGAAACCACAUUCCUUUAUUCCCUUAUCAAUAACUACUCUGUCAACUAAAGUUUAUUCCUACUCUACAGCUUCGAAAGUGGAACGAGUUUGUUUUCUGGAGGACGAAGUAGAAUUUAAAGACAUUAAAGGAUUUGUCACUUGUGUGUAUGAUGCAGAGUGGUGGGUAGCAUGUGUUCUUGAUGUAGAUGAAAAGUCCGAAUUGGUAAAGGUCAGCUUUCUCCACCCACAAGGACCAUACCCAUCAUACAAAUACCCAGGGAAACCCGACAUUCUUCUAGUUCAUCGUUGUGAUAUACUAACAACAGUAGACCCAAUGACUACAACAGGAUGUGUGUACACCAUUACAGAAAGAGAAACUCUGUCUGCAACUUCAAAACUAAACUCAUGGAAAGCAUGAACAAAACCUGACAAUCCAGCUGUGAGGAGCGAGAGGUGUUAUUACAAGGAGCACUCAGAAUGGAAAAGGACAAGAAUCACAAGACUGAGAGGAUAAUAAAUCUCUCUCUGGAAAUCAUCUACCUGCUGACUGGGGAGGGUUACACAGUAGUGAAGAAGACAUCCAGUGAGUGCGAGACACCCAUAAGCCAUCCAUGUGUGUCAGGAGGACUGAGCAGGACCCAAAGCCCCAUCACAGUGCCUCCACCUCACUCACUGAUACAUGAGAGACACUAUGACCAGAAGAUCCUGGAACUCACCAACAAGAUCAUUCAGCUGCUGACUGGAGAGGAGUGGGAGUAUAUAGAGGAACACAGGGGUCUGUACAAGGACGUCAUGAUGGAGAAUUACCGGCCCCUCACAUCACUGGAUGGGCCCAGUAACAGAGAUACCCCAGAGAUAUGUCCCCGUCCUCUGUAUUCCCAGGACUGUACAGAGGACAAUCACAGGACCCCACAGGAGGAUCAGGGGGAACAGCUGACUGAUAGGAAGAUAAAUUAUAUAGACAGAGAAGAAGAGACGUAUGUGACUGAUAUGAAGGCAGAAGAUACAGAGGUAGAAGAAGAGACGUAUGUGACUGAUAUGAAGGCAGAAGAUAUAGAGGGAGAAGAAGAGACGUAUGUGACUGAUAUGAAGGCAGAAGAUAUAGAGGGAGAAGAAGAGACGUAUGUGACUGAUAUGAAGGCAGAAGAUAUAGAGGGAGAAGAAGAGACGUAUGUGACUGAUAUGAAGGCAGAAGAUACAGAGAGAGAAGAAGAGACGUAUGUGACUGAUAUGAAGGCAGAAGAUAUAGAGGGAGAAGAAGAGACGUAUGUUACUGAUAUGAAGGCAGAAGAUAUAGAAGGAGAAGAAGAGAUGUAUGUGAGGGGUGAUCAGCAGUGUAAGGAGGAGGAAAUUCCUACAGAUAUCAGCACAGCAGAUGGACACACAAGCAGGAACAUCUCAGAAGGACAUCUAAUGUCAUCCCCGGAUUGUGAAAUAAAAGAUAAUGACAGUAGACAGGAUUCUCCAGGAGAUAACCCCAUUACCCCAAUUAUACAUCCAGCUCUAUCAGCUGAUCCCUCUGAUCCUGGGAAAUGUUCUCCUGAUCACUCUGAUAUUGGAGCAUCUGUUACAGCUCUGAUAGUAGAUACAGUGUUUCCCAGUUCUAUAGAUGCCAAAUGUUUUAUACAGAACACAAACCUUAUUACCCAUCAACCAGAUAAGGCAGAUGAGAGGCCAUUUCCAUGUUCUGAUUGUGGGAAAUGUUUUGCAUACAAAUCAGCUCUUGUUAUACAUCAGAGAAGUCACACAGGUGAGAAGCCAUUUUCUUGCUCGGACUGCGGGAAAUGUUUUACCCUGAAAUCAACUCUUGUUACACAUCAGAGAAGUCACACAGAUGAGAAUCCAUUUUCAUGUUCUGAGUGUGGGACAUGUUUUGCAUACAAAUCAGAUCUUGUUAAACAUCAGAGAAGUCACACAGGUGAGAAUCCAUUUCCAUGUUCUGAAUGUGAGAAAUGUUUUGCACACAAAUCAAGUCUUGUUACACAUCAGAGAAGUCACACAGGUGAGAAUCCAUUUCCAUGUUCUGAGUGUGAGAAAUGUUUUGCACACAAAUCAGAUCUUGUUAAACAUCAGAGAAUUCACACUGGUGAGAAGCCAUUUUCUUGCACUGAGUGUGGGAAAUGUUUUACCCUGAAAUCAAAUCUUGUUACACAUCAGAGACGUCACACAGGUGAGAAUCCAUUUCCAUGUUCUGAGUGUGGGAAAUGUUUUGCACACAAAUCAGAUCUUGCUAAACAUCAGAGAAUUCACACAGGUGAGAAGCCAUUUUCUUGCACUGAGUGUGGGAAAUGUUUUUUACAGAACUCACAUCUUGUUAGACAUCAGAGAAGCCACACAAGUGAGAGGCCAUUUCCAUGUUCUGAGAAAUAAGCUCUUGUUGCACACAAUAGACGUCACUCAGGUGAGGAACCAUUUUAUUCUUCUGGAGUAUACUUAUCAUUGCCAUGUAACGUUCUUCAAGGUUCUUAUCCUAUCUCCCAUGCUCUUUGCAAUAUACAUGCUACCGCAGGGUGAUACAAUCGGACGUCAUGUCCUCGUUUACCACUGCUAUGCCGAUGACCUGUCUUUUGCUCUGGGUAGUGAGAACUGUAAAGGUAAACUGUACCGGAUGUUUACUUUGAUUAUGUUUUUCAAUAAGCUGUUUAAACGACUCCGCUUCACCCCUCCAAAUGAUCAACAGUUUACCUUUACAGUAGACCAACAUUCGGUAAACUUUUUAGAUGUUACUCUGACUAGAGAGGGUAAUAGAUUGGUUCCAUCUCUUUACACAAAACCUACCGACAGAAAUAAUUUGUUGUUUGCGCACAGUGCACAUCCGGCUCCAUUAAAGCAUGCGUUACCAUAUUCACAAUUCCUGCGGGCAUUAAGGAUCUCGAGUAGUCGUGAACAGGGUAUAGCACAACUUGAGACUAUGUACAACAAAUUUCUACAGAGAGGUUAUGGUGUUGACGUGCUCAAUGCAGCUAAGGACAAAGUCCUAGCAAUUCCCCCUAAUCAGAUCUUAACGUUUAAAUCAAAAAAGAGACAAAUUAUGAAUAAACAUUGUUGGGUGAAUACAUUUAACCAUAUGAGUUCUACAAUUAAUGGUAAGGCUAAAUCUCUAUGGCCUAUUAUUACAUCUGAUAAGGAUUUAAAACCAUUACAACAGACGACAUUAAUGUCCUGUUAUCAAAGAGGUAAAAAUUUGAAGGACUAUUUAGUCCGUAAUGAUAUUUCGCAGUUGGGUAAAGUAUCUAGGGUUAAUACAUUUCUGGGGAAGCCCAAAAAUGGAUGCUUUAGGUGCCCUAACUGUACGACCUGCAGUUAUUUGCAAACAGGUCCCUCCUUUUGUCAUCCUUAUUCAGGGGUGAAAUAUGAUAUUCGAUUUCAUUUGACAUGUACAAGUAAAUUUAUUAUAUAUGUUAUCACCUGUCCGUGUUCUAAGAUGUACGUUGGUAAAACGGAAUGCACCUUGAAAGAACGUAUGAAUCAACAUCGUUCGGCCAUGUUUGGCUUUGGCAGCAGGGAAUAGUGAGCAGCCGGUGGCUCGCCAUUUUGUUUCCCAGAAACACAGUUUAGCGACACUCCGUUACAGGAUUAUAGAUCAUGUCCCCCCCCUUAUCCAGAGGUGGUGAUAGGGCAAAAAAAUUGUUACGUCUAGAAUCACAAUGGAUCAUUAGACUUGAUACGCUGUCACCAAGAGGAUUGAACGAAUCUUUGGGAUUACAGUGUUUCAUUUAGCCAGCAUAGAUUUCUAACCGAGUUUAUGUGUGAUAAGAGUAUUUUUAUUGCCAUAGCAAUAUGCGAUUCUGAGCUGCCAACUACAUUUGAAGGGUUAACAGGUCCAUAUAUUGGAAGGGGAAUAAGCGCUGGGUGUGUUUCUGCAUUUGGUAUUACCAUGUAAUAUAAAGAUGUGAUUAGCAUAGGUGUUCAUCACGUGUAAUCCAAGUCAGUGUUGUUGGUGUUUUAAAAGUAAAAAAGUUUUUUAUUUUUCACUUAUUAUUUUGUUUUUAUUUUGUUUUUGGAUGUAGACUUUCUAUGUAAGUUCUAUGAUUAAGCCAUCCCAGGUGUUUGGGGCGGACCCAGGUACUGAUUUUGAGGUAUUUGGAGGCCGGAACUAUUGUACUGACGUCAUGCUUGUACUCAGGUGGUGGGUAUUUAACCGUGUUGCACCAUUGUCUUGUAUGUUACCUGCUUGAAAAAAGCUCAAUAAAGGAGCUGAAACGUUGCAAAGAAAUGCAGUCUAUUUGAAUUUAUUUCAUCAGUCCGGAGUGCCGCCGCUGGGAGGUUAUAUAU